Molecule: messenger RNA, 7868 nt
Organism: Microtus ochrogaster (prairie vole)
Lineage: Eukaryota; Metazoa; Chordata; Mammalia; Rodentia; Cricetidae
Gene: Rptor
Product: regulatory associated protein of MTOR complex 1
Biological process (GO): positive regulation of cell growth; TORC1 signaling; cellular response to starvation
Cellular component (GO): cytoplasm; TORC1 complex
Molecular function (GO): protein-macromolecule adaptor activity; protein binding
Source: RefSeq, a predicted model, not a curated record
UGGCGUCCUCCUUGACGCGCUGAUGAGAGGAGUUUCACUGUUGCUCCAAAGCAGAGGGCAAAACUCCCCUGACCUAAUAAACCCAGUUUUUCCGUGUGGACCGCAGGCCCGUGUCGCGCGUGUCUCGGGACUCAUUCCCGGGCGGGAGAGAACCACGAAGCCGAGGACCAGGACCGGCCAGGCCGCGCGGACCCGGGGCUGAGGAGCCGGCUGCGGACGGGCAUGAUGGGCCGGUCCUGGCUCAGGUUGCAGCCCCUCAGGCGAGUGCGGGAUCCGCAGGGCUGAGAGCCGGUGGACGAGCCCCGAAGUCGCCCAGACUCGACUCCCUGAGGCCUCCCUCAGCCGGGCCAGCGCAGUCGGAGAACCCGCGCCGCAAGCGCCCAGUGGCCGCGUUGGAGGCCGAGAGCAGGGUCACCCCAGGCCUGAAGUCGCUCCCGCCGUGACAGUCCGGCUCCGAGCCCUUCCGGAAACUCACGGCCUCCGGAGCUGCGGCUGGCUUAGGACUGGGGCGCGCGUGUGACCGCGCAGCUCUCGGGCUGCGGGGUGGGUGACCACCGGCUCUGCACCCCCACCCCGCCCCCUGCGACUUCCCGCUCAGAGUUGGGGAUAAAGAUCCCCGAGUGUUAUUUUGCCUGGAUAGGAUCUUCGAACACUCUCCCACCAUUUCCUUCCCCAACUCCUCGUUUCCCUGUAUUUUAUUUCACCAGUUCUGGUACACACUAGUUUUUAAGGCUGGAGGUUCUUGAGCGCUUGCUGCCAAGGACUCCCCCUCCCCCUCCCCCCCUGAUGGAGUCGGAGAUGCUGCAAUCGCCUCUUAUGGGACUCGGGGAGGAAGAUGAGGCCGACCUUACAGAUUGGAACCUGCCUUUGGCUUUUAUGAAAAAAAGACAUUGUGAGAAAAUUGAAGGCUCCAAAUCUUUAGCGCAGAGCUGGAGGAUGAAGGAUCGGAUGAAGACGGUCAGUGUGGCCUUGGUCCUGUGCCUGAAUGUGGGCGUGGAUCCUCCAGACGUGGUGAAGACCACGCCUUGUGCACGGCUGGAGUGCUGGAUUGAUCCUCUGUCUAUGGGUCCUCAGAAAGCUCUGGAAACCAUCGGUGCAAAUCUGCAGAAACAGUAUGAGAACUGGCAACCAAGGGCUCGGUACAAGCAGAGCCUCGAUCCCACUGUCGAUGAAGUAAAGAAGCUUUGUACAUCCCUGCGCCGGAAUGCCAAGGAGGAGCGGGUCCUCUUUCACUAUAAUGGCCACGGGGUGCCCAGGCCCACGGUGAACGGAGAAGUCUGGGUCUUCAACAAGAACUACACGCAGUACAUCCCUCUGUCCAUAUAUGACCUGCAGACAUGGAUGGGUAGCCCAUCCAUCUUUGUCUACGACUGCUCCAAUGCUGGCCUCAUCGUGAAGUCCUUCAAGCAGUUUGCACUGCAGCGGGAGCAAGAGCUGGAGGUAGCUGCAAUUAACCCAAACCAUCCACUUGCCCAGAUGCCCUUGCCUCCGUCAAUGAAAAACUGCAUCCAGCUGGCAGCCUGUGAGGCACAUGAACUCCUGCCCAUGAUCCCUGACCUCCCAGCUGACCUGUUCACAUCCUGCCUCACCACUCCAAUCAAGAUUGCUCUGCGCUGGUUUUGCAUGCAGAAGUGUGUUAGUCUGGUGCCUGGAGUCACACUGGAUUUGAUAGAAAAGAUUCCUGGCCGGCUGAAUGACCGGAGAACCCCUCUGGGUGAGCUGAACUGGAUCUUCACAGCCAUCACAGACACCAUCGCCUGGAAUGUGCUCCCUCGGGAUCUCUUCCAAAAGCUCUUCCGACAGGACCUGCUGGUGGCAAGUUUGUUUAGAAAUUUUUUAUUGGCAGAAAGAAUCAUGAGGUCGUAUAACUGCACUCCAGUGAGCAGCCCACGACUCCCACCAACAUACAUGCAUGCCAUGUGGCAGGCCUGGGAUCUUGCCGUGGACAUUUGCCUGUCUCAGCUGCCAACCAUCAUCGAGGAGGGCACUGCCUUCAGGCACAGCCCGUUCUUUGCUGAGCAGUUGACAGCAUUCCAGGUGUGGCUCACAAUGGGCGUGGAAAACAGAAGCCCCCCAGAGCAGCUGCCCAUUGUCCUACAGGUGCUGCUGAGCCAGGUGCACCGGCUGAGGGCCUUGGACUUGUUGGGACGCUUUUUGGACUUGGGUCCCUGGGCAGUGAGCUUGGCCCUGUCGGUGGGCAUCUUCCCCUAUGUGCUGAAGCUGCUCCAGAGUUCAGCCCGAGAGCUGCGGCCGCUCCUGGUCUUCAUCUGGGCCAAAAUCCUCGCUGUGGACAGUUCAUGCCAGGCCGACCUCGUGAAGGACAACGGUCACAAGUACUUCCUUUCCGUCUUGGCAGACCCAUACAUGCCAGCCGAACAUAGGACCAUGACGGCCUUCAUUCUUGCUGUAAUCGUCAACAGCUACACAACAGGGCAAGAAGCCUGCCUGCAGGGGAACCUGAUCGCCAUCUGCCUGGAGCAACUCAGUGACCCACACCCCUUACUGCGCCAGUGGGUGGCCAUUUGCCUGGGAAGGAUCUGGCAGAAUUUCGACUCUGCGAGAUGGUGUGGGGUGAGAGACAGCGCUCACGAGAAGCUCUACAGCCUCCUCUCCGACCCCAUCCCUGAGGUCCGGUGUGCGGCUGUGUUUGCCCUUGGCACCUUUGUGGGGAACUCCGCUGAGAGAACCGACCACUCUACCACCAUCGACCACAACGUGGCCAUGGUGCUGGCCCAGCUGAUCAGUGACGGGAGCCCCAUGGUCCGGAAGGAGCUGGUGGUGGCUCUGAGUCACCUUGUAGUUCAAUAUGAGAGCAAUUUCUGCACUGUGGCCCUGCAGUUCAUGGAAGAGGAAAAGAACUACCCCUUGCCUUCUCCCGCAGCCACAGAGGGGGGGAGUUUGACCCCAGUUCGAGACAGCCCGUGCACCCCCAGACUCCGUUCAGUGAGCUCAUAUGGAAAUAUCCGAGCCGUCACCACAGCUAGGAACCUGAACAAGUCCUUGCAGAAUCUGAGCUUGACGGAAGAGUCGGGCAGCUCAGUGGCCUUCUCCCCUGGGAACCUCAGCACCAGCAGUAGCGCCAGCAGCACCUUGGGAAGCCCUGAGAACGAUGAGUACAUCCUGUCCUUUGAGACCAUCGACAAGAUGCGGCGUGUGAGCUCCUACUCGGCGCUCAACUCCCUCAUAGGAGUUUCUUUUAAUAGUGUUUACACUCAAAUCUGGAGAGUCUUACUACAUCUAGCUGCUGAUCCCUAUCCAGAUGUUUCCGAUUUGGCCAUGAAAGUCCUCAACAGCAUUGCUUACAAGGCCACCGUGAAUGCCCGGCCCCAGCGAAUCCUGGACACAUCCUCUCUCACCCAGUCGGCCCCAGCCAGCCCAACUAACAAGGGCAUGCACAUCCACCAAGUGGGGGGCUCCCCGCCAGCAUCUAGCACCAGCAGCUGCAGCCUGACCAAUGACGUGCCCAAGCAGACUGUCAGCCGUGACCUCCCCUCCAGCCGCCCUGGUACUGCAGGCCCCACAGGGGCACAGUACACCCCUCACUCCCACCAGUUUCCUCGAACACGGAAGAUGUUCGACAAAGGCCCUGAUCAGACCACAGAUGAUGCAGACGAUGCAGCCGGACACAAAAGCUUCAUGUGUGCCACCAUACAGACGGGGUUCUGCGACUGGAGUGCCCGAUACUUCGCCCAGCCAGUCAUGAAGAUCCCUGAAGAGCAUGACCUAGAGAGUCAGAUCCGCAAGGAGCGUGAGUGGCGGUUCCUGAGGAACACUAGAGUCAGAAAGCAGGCCCAGCAGGUCAUCCAGAAGGGCAUCAGCAGACUGGAUGAUCAGAUCUUUCUGAACAGGAACCCUGGCGUCCCCUCUGUGGUCAAAUUCCACCCCUUCACACCAUGCAUAGCUGUCGCCGACAAGGACAGCAUCUGCUUUUGGGACUGGGAGAAAGGAGAGAAGCUGGACUACUUCCACAAUGGCAACCCUCGGUACACCAGGGUCACCGCCAUGGAGUACCUGAAUGGCCAGGACUGCUCCUUGCUGCUGACAGCCACAGACGAUGGUGCCAUCAGAGUCUGGAAAAAUUUUGCUGAUUUGGAAAAGAAUCCAGAGAUGGUUACUGCUUGGCAGGGGCUCUCAGACAUGCUGCCAACAACACGAGGAGCUGGCAUGGUGGUAGACUGGGAGCAAGAGACUGGCCUGCUCAUGAGCUCAGGAGACGUACGCAUUGUCCGAAUCUGGGACACUGACCGUGAGACGAAAGUGCAGGACAUUCCCACGGGUGCCGACAGCUGUGUGACAAGUCUGUCCUGUGACUCCCACCGCUCGCUCAUUGUGGCUGGCCUGGGCGAUGGCUCCAUCCGGGUCUACGACAGGAGGAUGGCACUCAGUGAAUGCCGAGUCAUGACUUACCGGGAGCACACAGCCUGGGUGGUCAAGGCCUACCUGCAGAAGCACCCUGAGGGCCACAUCGUGAGUGUGAGUGUCAAUGGAGAUGUGCGCUUCUUUGACCCUCGGAUGCCCGAGUCCGUGAAUGUGAUGCAGAUCGUGAAGGGACUGACAGCCCUCGACAUCCAUCCCCAAGCAAACCUGAUCGCCUGUGGCUCCAUGAACCAGUUCACAGCCAUCUACAAUGGAAACGGGGAGCUGAUCAACAACAUCAAGUACUAUGAUGGGUUCAUGGGUCAGCGAGUCGGGGCCAUCAGCUGCUUGGCUUUCCACCCACACUGGCCUCACCUGGCAGUAGGAAGCAAUGACUUCUACAUCUCUGUGUAUUCGGUGGAGAAGCGCGUCAGAUAGCGGCACCGGGACUCCCGCCAGGCUGCAGCCACCCUCUGCUGUACAUAGUGAACCAAACCGCACUGCUUGGGUUGCAGUGCCCACCCACCUACCCGCCCUGCAAACCCUGGCCGACUGAGGAGGGGGCUCGCACUUCUUCCUGUCUGUCCUCACUGUAAUGUACAAGUCCAGAGCAGGGGAGGGUUUGACACUGCUUCCUGUCAAGAACCAGCACCCAGGCCCCAAGGACCUCAGGAUGCGUCUCCGUGCAUCGUGGUCCUUCUGUCCUGCUUCCUUCUGAGGUUUUACAAAGGAUACAUUGGUUUUUCCAUGCGGUCAAAGCAUUAGUUGCAGGACAGGUGGAGCCCUGUAGAAAAGCUGCACUGGGGCUCCUGAGAGCCAUGCCCAGCCCCACUGUCCUCUCAACAGUGUGGACAGGAGCCCUCAGAGUAGGCUGGGCAAUGCUGGGAAAUGGAAGAAAGUGACUGAGGGGGGAGAGGGGAGGCCUCUCCUGCUACCCAGUGUGGAAGUCUGAACCUGGCCCAACACAGCCACCUCAUCACGGGGUACAUUAUGCUGGUGUGAGAAAGGGGCCCCCUUCCUGCACAGCUAGUCUCCGAGGUCACAGGCAAGGGCUGUUGUGACUCUGCACAGACGAGGCAGAUGUGUAGAAGUAGCUGUUGCCUGCACCUGACGUGCUUCUCUCCCGUAGGGCAGUAGCCGUGGCCACAGCCACACAAGGCACACACGCAUGCAGCUGCACAACCUCCCCAUCCAUGCCCAAGCACAUGUGGGUGCCCUGGUCUUCCUGUCUGUGCACACUUAGGGUGCACACACAUGCAGGCUCACAGUCUCCCCUCCUGCACAGUUGUGGGCACUGUGGCCUCCUGCAGGUGUCGUCAUACUGACCUCACGCUCGUCACACACAGUUCAGAGGCUGCACUGGACCCCAGAGGCGUGUGAGCAGCAACAGCCCUGUCGAUGGUGUGGCUAAGGUUGCGUGGUGCAAUCUGUGAUGUGGAAGAGCUUCUCAGCAGUGUCCUGGUGUCAGCAUGUGUCUUUGUGCACACACAAGUGAGGGCCAUGGACAUUGCUGCCCUGGGUGGAGCACAGCACUGCUGAGGAGCUGCACACAAACGGGCACUGCACAGUAAUGAUGUUUUAAAAAGCAUUUUCCGUUUUCCCUGGGAAUCAGGAUCUUUCAGAGGAGGACAAAGUGGCGUAAUCAGUUCUGCUAAUAGGAGUCCAAUGUCCAGGCUGGAACAGUCAGGGCAGAGGCUGGGUCCCUGCGCUGUGCUCUGUUUUAGUUGAGAGCAUCGUCCAUGUGAAAGGAUCUCUGCAGGCAGUGCUGGGCUGACCACAGGGCCAGGCAGGGCCGGACAACAGGACAGAGGGGCUCCGGAGGAAGACAGCAGCCUGGAGUCAGUCGGGAAGGCCUUAGAACCACCCGACACAACCAGGAGCCCGCCUGCCCAGUUCUGGAGAGCGCUCCAGUGGGGGACACGCCGGGACCUUCCAGCAGCUAAACUCCAAAUGUGGUCCAGCUCAGUCCCUGUCUAACUGGGGGUUCUGUCUUGGCAGCACGGGGCCUCCCUUCCCUGGUGGAGCUGCAGAGCUUGUAUCUUGCCCAGGGGCUGGGCCUUCGCUGGUCUGAUGGGAAAACUCAAUCAUGAAGCUAACCAAGGCUGGAGAGAGCACUGGCCUAGAGUUCAUUGUCUCUACUCAUUUCUCCAAAAGGAGAGCUGAAAGGACUGACCAGACAUGGAGCUGCAGUGAAGCUCAAAGCAGUGACAAGCAGCAAAGUGUUAAUAAAGAAUAAAGCCGUGAGAAGAGACUGUGCCCCUGAGAGCCGAGAGUGGGAGGGGCUGGGCCCCAAAGAGUGUGCAGUCACAGCUUUGCAUUCCCCAGUCCCCUGGGGUGGGGUGGGAGUCUUGCCCAAGACGGCUGUAAGUGCAUGCCCCAGGACAGGGCCACUGCACUAGCCCUCCCGAGCCUGGGUAGAACGGAAGAGGUGGUGGUUGCCAUGGAUACCUUGCGGCAUCGUGACUGGGGUUUCUCUGCUAGCUCAGGCUUGUCAUUAAUAAGGUUGCCUGCAUUUACACAGACCAGCUCCACAUGUUCGUUCGUGUCCAUUUUUCUGUUAACAUUGCUGCCUCUCUGGGCAAGACCUCGUAGUGCAGAGGGUGGGUAGGUGAGCCGUGUACAGCCGGUCCUGGGGAAGAGAGGCCGCCGGCUGUGUGGUCCUGUGAGGGGCCAGCAGCAAACUAGCUAUGGGUCCAAAGGCCCAGCGUUCCUCCAGGCCAGACACCCCAGCCCUCAAGCAAGUGUGAGGGCAUAAUCUGCCCACUGCACGCUCCUGUGUCCCCAUCCUCCAAAGAUGGCCCAUGGAGGCCAGGGGAAUUGACCUUCUGGAUCAUAUUGAUUUGAUUACUGGUCUGGUCAGAACCCAUGUGUUUCCAGAAAGCAGACUGGCACCUCAGGUGUGGAGGGCAAGGAGGAUGACCUCAGAAGGCCAUGGAGGAGGGGGACCGGGCCCAAAGGACUGUGCUGUCUCUCCCAACCCUUAUGUUGAGACUCUGAUCCCUCCCUCACAGCACUUCACAGGCCAUCAGUGACAGCUGUCCCUGUGGGAAGAGAACAGGACCCAGACCCACCGGGACGGCAAUGUGCAGGCACAGGGAGACAUCCUGUCUCAGGAGGAGCAGUUUGGACACACCCAGGCUUGAGACUUUGCCCUCCUAAGACUGCUUACCCAGUGUCAGGCGUUGUCAGUAUUGACGGCCAUAGUGGCCUGGUAUGCUAAUGUUGCUAGCACUUCCAAUCAGCAUCCUGCCCUUGGUGCUCGCUCUGGCCUUCCAUCCACCCAUGUCCCUUAGAAGUCGGGCAGUAAUUGCUGGUGGUAUGGUACCCGGGAAGUGUCUGUGGAUUUUGUGUGGAAGAGCCUUUAACAUGAUGCAGCCAACAGCAUCCUGUGGUCCUGGCGCCAGCCAGAGCUGGGUCUGUGCUUCCUUGGCUAGGAGAAAGAACCUCUGUCCACAGCUGGCCUGCCAUGGCCUCCCUGUCCAGUGACCCUCAGACACCACUGCUCUGCGACC